Messenger RNA from Actinia tenebrosa (Australian red waratah sea anemone), 8376 nucleotides. RefSeq lists its product as uncharacterized. Gene Ontology annotation, biological process: signal transduction. Gene Ontology annotation, molecular function: molecular adaptor activity; DNA binding. Lineage: Eukaryota; Metazoa; Cnidaria; Anthozoa; Actiniaria; Actiniidae. The record is from RefSeq and is a predicted model, not a curated record.
GCUCUACAGAAUACCAACAACAGACUCCUCAAACUGUUAUCAGACACUGUAAGGAACGCUGCAGCUACUGAAGACACUAUCAACCGUCAGUUAGAAGAUCUAAUCGAGGAAACCAGCCAAGUAGAAAGUGGUUUUGGUGGCGGCGAUGAGCUCUCAUCUGCUACACUUUCUGCAUCUCAGUUCCCGCCGGACUCGGCGAGACGAGUCAGGUUUUUACCACAAGGAGCUUUUACUUCAACACCAGCAGCGGCUUUAGCCAUGCAGGGACACCCAGGUGAAGGAGACGAUGCAUCAGACGCAGGGGACACAACCCUGACUAACAAGUCCGACCUGUCAUUCUUGAGUGACGAGGGACUCGAGGUAUCCCAGCAGGUAGUGACUGACAGUCUGUUCCAGGGACCGAGUCUUGACGAACAGGGGGAGGAGCUCGUGAUAGACAGUGGCAGUAAACUGAAGACGGCUGUUGAUAGGUUACUGGAAAUGGUUACUGUGUUGACAAGACAGCUGAACCAAGCAAGAAUGGCCCAGAAGGAGCUCCACGAUACAACAGCACAGCGUAACGAAGAGCUUGGUCAAAUAAUGUCUGCACAGGAAAACCUAAUGGCUCGUCUCGAAGAAGAGCUACAAGAAAGACAGAGAUUAGAGAAUGAAUUGAGGAAAAUGAAUGAACAGUUGGAAGAAUAUGCGGCUGAAAAUCAAAGACUGGAAACUGAAGUAGAGAAAUUGAAAARGGACGCUGAAACUGUUCCUGAAACAAAAGAGCGAAUGAAGGAUGCUGAACCCGAAAAAGAGAAAGAGAAACUGCAAGAAAACGAAGAUUUAAAAGCCCAAAAACAAGAGCGCAUGAAAUUAGAAGAGUCUAUGAAAGAAGUCCUAAAAACCAACGAAGAGUUGAAAGAAAAACUUGCCAAGUUAGAAGACGAGAAAUCCCAACAAGAUGACGCAUCCAAGACUAAAGAAGAGAAGCUAGAAGAACUGGCGAAGGAGAAAGAGGCUGCACAGAAUGAAAUCGAUAGUCUACAGAAUGCUGUGGAAGAACUAAAAACUGCGAAAGAGAAGCUGGAAGAAGAGGUAAAGAUGAAGAAACCUGAAUCUGGUUUCGUAGACUCGGAAAGUCUUGAAGGAUCGGAAGCGAUCGAGGAGUUGAAAUCGAAAUUGAACCAUUUGGAAUCCACUAACAAGAUUUUAGCAGAUAAAUUAGACGAGUUGACAAAGGAAGUUGAUGUCAAGUCUGCUGAAAAUGAAGAGAUAAAGAAUCAGAAUGAAGCUUUGGUACAGCGAUUGGCAAGCCUGGAGAAAGAGGCCAGUAGAUCACAGAUGACAGGAUCUGAAGGCGAAGUCAUCUCUGAAAAUGAAAGACUCAAAGAGGAAAAUGCCAUCCUUUUGGAAGAAAAUGAGAAGCUGAAAGAUGCCAUUGAACAGUUGAGAGAAGGAGUGCAACAUCUUUGGGACGAGAAAGAGGAAGCUAACAGUGAGAUUACAAAAUUGAAAGCUCAGCUUUCAGGAGAAGAAUUGGAGAGCUACGAAAAAUCUGAGGAACUGAAGUCCGAGAUCAAACAACUGAAAGACAAUAAGAAACAUCUAGACGAAGAAUUAGAGGCCGCAGAGAAGCUUAUCGAAUCUCAAAAGGAGCUGUUGCAAGCAUCAGAAGAAAGGCUUGCUGUCGUGCCUGCAUUAGAAGAAAAAUUGCAAGAAAAAGAAGAGGCGAUAAACUCAUUAAAGCAGGAAAAGGAAAAAAAUAGAGAAAAGUUUCUGCAACUUCAGCGAGCGCUGGUAGGCAAGGAGGAGGGAAACAUCCCAGUUGUGAUAGUGGAAAAUGUCGAGAGUGAUUACCCGCCACCAGGUGGCACGUUUGACGACGAAGCGGCACCACCACCACCAGCUGAAGUAAAAGAGCUCAAAGACCGUAUUAAAGAACUGGAGCAACAGGUUGAAGCGUUCCAGAAGGCACAGGAAGAAAGCGUACACGAGGUUGAUGAGGCAGACAAACUCAUAAAACUUGUUGAACAAGUUUCUUCCGAAAAGGAAGACCUUGCAAGUCAGCUGAAAGAACUUCAAGAAAAGUUUGACCUGGAUAAUUUAGAGGCGCAGACAAAGGAGCUCCUUGAAGCAGCAACAGCAGAAUUCCAGCAGCAUAUUGAGAUUCUCGAAAAGAAAAGAAAAGAAUUGGAAGAAGAACUUGAUUCGAAGGCUGAACGAGAAGUAGAGCUUCUUGGUCGUGUAAAUGAGCUGCAAGAAGAAUUAGCGAGAGCAUUGGAAUCAGAGCAGAAGGAAGAGGAAGUGAGAAAGGAGUUGGAAACGAUUAGGCAAGAACAAGAAGACUGGCAAAGAGAGAAAGAGACCUUGCAGAAACAAUUGUAUGACAGAUUGAUGGAGAUAUCUGAACUGAAGGAAGAGGUCUCCCGUAAUAAACACUCUGGAGAGACUACCAAACCUGUACCAGCACCUGACCAGGCCGUAGAGGACAUCAACCAAGCAUUAGAGGAAAAGAACGAAGAGGUGAUGCUUCUUGUUGAACAACUAAAUGUCUUCAAAAACGCGUAUGACGAAAAAGAAGACGAAUACAAAAUCCUUUCUGAGCAAAUGGAAGAAAUGAAAUCUAUGAUGGAAGAACAGCAGAAGCUUCUGGAAGAUCAGCACGCAAAGCUGACCGAGCAAGAUGCUAUUGUCUCUGAGAAAGAAGGUCACCUGCAGAAAUUCACUCAGUUGUUAGACGAAGUUAAACAAGAACACGAGGACAAGGAGAAGCUGGAGAAAUCCUUACAGGAAAGUCGUGUAGCUUUAGGUGAACAUCAGGAGGUCGUGAAGCAAUUAAAAGAUGCUUUACAGGAAAAAGGGAACGAAGUGAAAGCUAAGGAAGAAAAUAUCCAAGCCCUGACUGAUGAGCUUGACAAUACCAAAGCUACAAGUGCAAACGCGCUGGAAAAACUAAACGACAAAGUUGAAAGUUUACAAAAGGAACUCGAUAACGUAAAGAAUGUUUUCGAAGCAAAGGACGAAGAAAACGAGAAGCUGCGAACUGUAAUUCAGGCAAAAACCGAACAAUUUAGCGCUUCUGUUGCUGAAAAAGACCAACUGGAACAAGCAAUGAAAUCACAGACUGAAAAACAUCAAGAUGAAGUUAAAAACCUUAAAAAAAUCCAGGAAGAAAUGAUGAGUAAGACAGGUGUGCCACAAGGCACAGUUGCGGGACCACAGCUAAAAAUUGCCGAGGACGAAAUUCGUCGACAAUACGAAGAAAGAAUCGUGGCUUUGAAAGAAGCUGAGAAGCAGCGACGAGAAGAGGAAAUAGCGAAAGAAGUGAAGAAAAUGGAGAAAGAAAACUUGGAACAGAUAAACAACGUUCGCCAGGAAUUGUUGAAGGCUCAUAACGAUUACGUGAACCAGUUACGACAAGAACACCAAAGGGAGAUGGAGAGAGUACAGUCAUUGUCAUUGUCAUCAAUCAAUCAGGAUCCUCUAACACCAGAGACAAGAGCUCGUUUAGAGUCCAGUGUCGAUGAAACUGAGAAGAUGAGAGUGUUGUUGAACCACCUACUGGAGCAGGAGAGAAAGACAGCUCUGGAUGAUUCACAGCAGAGACAAGACGAUGUUAUUGAGAGGCUUAUCAAUAAUCUAAACACCGAAGCAGAAACCAUUCAGUCGUUGGCACAAGUCGUAACAUCAUCUGAUGAAUCAAAACCGGACUUGCCUUCCUUACAGUCUGCUUGGCUAGCUGAGAAGAAAGCUUUACUUGAAGCUAUCCAGGCGCUGAAGAACCUAGUGGCACAGACUAGACAGACUGCUCUGCCAACAAAUCCAGACAGCACCGCUGAUUGGAGAGGAGACCUACUCAAAGCGGUUCAGAAGGUGAUUGAGAAAGAUCGAGAUGUCUUGGUAUCCGAGUUACGAUCACAACAAUUAAUAGCAGGGGCCAGUCAAUCUCCUGCACUGUCCUUAGAAAAGCAGCUCAAAGCACAGAAUGAAUUAAACCAUCGUGUGGUGACGGAGCUUCUCCAACAGGAUCGUUUGUCUCUUUUGAACGAAAUACAAGAACUGCGUCAUAUGGUCAAUGAACGACCUUUAGAACAGGCACAACUAAUAAACCAACAGCUUAAACUUGUCAGAGAAGAAGCUCAGAGAAGAGAAAAAGAUUUGAAGGCACAAAUUCAAUCCAAAACACGUCAAGUCGAGCAAGAACAAGCCGUUGCAGACGCUUUACGCGCAGCAGUCGAUACAGAGAAAGCAGACAAGACAGACCUUCUGAACAGCCUUAACCGCGAACGAAGCUUAGUGACGAAUCUUAAAGAUGCCUUGUCCAGAGAGAAGGGUAAAAUCACCGAUCUUGGGGCCGCGCUGGAGAAAGAAAGAUUGCAGACAUCGACAUUCAGAACAUCUUUGGAAGCAGAACGAUUAAGAGUAGCCAACCUAAACCAGGCCAUAGAUAUUGAACGCGCCAGUUCAAGGAAAUUCCAGGACGCCCUCGAAUCAGAGCGGAGGCGAACAAGAGAUCUAUCCAACCAAUCACAUGAGAGUGCAGAAGAUUUGCGCAAACAGAUACUUGACGUGCGCCAUCAGAAAACUGAACUGGAGGUGGCGUUGGAAAGAGAAAAGAUUAUCGCGUCUAAUCUGGAAGCCGAGUUGGAAACAGAAAGAGCACUGAAAUCCGAUGCUGCAGCAAAAGAAAAGGACGUGAUCGAAGAGAUGUUUGUCGAGUUGAAAGAAGAACGUGUACGAAACGCAAAUUUACUGGACGCCCUGAAUCGCGAACAACUGCGUGCGCAGGAACUACAAAGCAAAAUAGAUGAAGUACAGCCCUCACAGGCGAGAGUAAAACAACUAGAAAAUACUAUACAAGGAUUACAAGAAGCCCUUUCACUGGAGAGGAACCACGCCUUAGAUUUAAGCACAGCACUCGAAGAAGAGAAAGAAAAGACUUUACAUCUAGAUGCUUCCCUUGAAGCAGAGAAAGAACGUAACGUAGAGUCUACCAAAACAGACAAGAUUGUUGCGCAUCAACUCAAGGGUGCUUUGGAUGGUGUACAGAAGCAGCUAGUAGACCUAACUGGAGCUCUAGAGAAUGAACGCCAUCGUGCUCGUAAGAUGCAAAACGAACGUGACAAACAACAAGCAACGGCAAUGGGACACAGAGAAAGAGAAAAACAGCUGAGCGAUGAGUUGGAAGCUGAAAGAAGCAAACGAAUCAAUUUAGAAUUGAAAUUGUCAAGUGAAAGAGAAAAGUUAGCAGCAAUUGAGAAGGAAGCUGAAGAUACGCAACGUCAAGUGAAUGAGUUACGGAACGAAGCUGAUCGACUGACCGCGAAGGAAAGCGAAAAGGACGCUAAUAUGUACCCGAUGCGUAUUCGACUGUUGCUUCUCCAGCAACAGCUUGAAUCAAUGAGACAACAGCAUCAGGUUUUAAUUAAUAAACAUGAAAAUGAACUGCAAAAGACUAAAGACCAAGACUCCUUCAGGGAUACCCGACCAUUGAACGAAAUCCACCAAUCUUUGUCCAAUUUGCUUAAAGAAUUGGACCAAAUCAGAGCCACUUUAACGGUUCACAUUGACGAUAAUGAAACCAUUCCUUUAUCACCCAUCAAAUCUGCUGCUUAUGAACGUGCAAUGCGACAAAAUUCAGAAUUAGUCAGUUAUAUUGCUAAAGUUAAUGAAGAGAAAACAGAGCUACUCUCUUCACUGAGGAAGUUUGAGGAACAGGUUUCGCAGUACAGAUAUAAAGAAAAGACCGACGAACAGACUGCCCGACAAGCAAAGGAGCAUGCAGAAUCUGUGCUAGCCGCUGAAAGAAGUCUCUGGGCGCAAGAAAAACUCAAAUCUCAGAAUGCUUUAAGUGCUGCAAAGGCUGAACUGUCACGUCUUCGAGAUGAGGCUCGUAAAGCUACCGAAAGACGAGGAUUGGAGACCAUUCCAACUAGUAGCCAACCCACUGAAGGAACCUGGUCGCAAGCCAAGAUUCAAAAGCUUUACAGCCGUUACGUUCGUUCAGAGAGCUUCAGAAAGGCGUUGGUGUAUCAGAAGAGAUAUUUACUUCUCCUCCUGGGGGGAUUCCAAGAGUGUGAACAGACUACAUUAGCAAUGAUUUCACGUAUGGGAGCUUAUCCAACCAAUACUGACCAACCGAGUCGAUUCCCCAGAGGAUUUUCACGCUUCAGAAUGGCCGUCCGUGCGGUUAUUGCCAUUAAGCGCAUGCACUUCUUGGUUAACAAGAGUAAGCGGGUCAGUAAACGCGUUUCAGGAGUUGACGAUAGAAAGAGCUCCAAGCAAACCAGGUCUGCGGUAACGUCGAGCCCUGAUUUACUUCAGGCUAACCAGACUAUGUACGAACCAGUCGGUGUAUCAAGAAGAACUAAGCCAUUGGUGACUGAGAGUGCACCAACUAGAACAAGGCGUGAACCUGUUGGUGGUCAUUAUACCGGCCCACCAUCACCACUUCUGGAUGGACAACCACAUCGAGCAGUAGAAGCUAAUGUUGGUUCUGGUUUAUACUCUGUACCCCAUCUGACCAAUGGUGUUGCAGGCACUUCACCGCUACCUAGCACGCAUCACCAUGAAGAUUACAGGUUUCCACAAGGCACUUCUUCAUCGCCAGGUCGUUAUGGUACAAGUACAAUAGACCGAAGGUCAAGGUAUACUAAUGGAGACAUAGGAGACCAACAGUCUACUAGACCUUCAAUUACGACAACUGAUCGACUUGGUUCUCUUUACGGGACGAGGGAUCUAGAAAGUCAACGGGAACUCACCUCAAGGAGAACAGAACCUCUAACUUCUGCUUCAAUGACUAGCGAACGUACAAUUCCUUACGCAAGCAGGUCGCCAAGAGCUCCGAGUCCAUCGAGAAAAGAGCGUCAUCAGUCUCCGAGUACUUUACGAACCUCUCCGAAAUCUAACGAUCGCUAUCGACCUCCAAUGUCGCCGCCUGUUCGGGACUCGGAAUCGGAUGAAAGGGAUCACAAUGGUUUUAUCGGUCAUGGACGAAGUGCAGACGUGUUACCUCGACACUCAUCGCCGCGAGGUAACCGCACACUGUCCAGUUACGAUGAGGGCCUUCCUCGAGAGAGUUCUCCAGGGAGUUCAUCACUAAGCGGCUCAUCUCCACGAGAGAAUGGUGAUCACUCGCUGUCAAUGUACAUACAGAGACUCGAGUCGCUCCAGAACAGACUAGCUAGUGCAAGUAAAGGUGCAUCAACAAGACAACCUACACGAUCAAGACGGUAUUAAGAUCCUACCAGGGCAUGUUAUACCAUCAACUGACUAGUGCACCCUUUCAUAAUAGGAUGAUGUCAUCUACUUGGACUUGCAAAGAUGAUACUCUACUUCUGUAUCAUGCAGAAAAUCGAUUAGCACAGCCUUUGAUAUCAUCUUUUCGAUCUAGACCCUGUUGUCUACAGAAAACAAACUAGUGCGGUCUUUGACAGCCUUUGAUACCAUCGUUUUGUCUAUCGAGCCAGGUUUGAUCCAGGCGAACCAAUAGAUCYGUGAAGAAGCACUUUAGUGGUAUUAGUGGAUAUGUUUGCAUCAAAUAGUAUUUAUCCCUUAAAAAAGAAUCAUCAUUUUUUACUUCUGUAAAUAGCUUUUAGCGUUGUUUAGUAGUACCUGAACAUAUACGGCAGAAUAUGAAGUAGAGUGUACUUCGUUGGCCUCUACCUUGUAGUGCUAAUGCAUUCGUAUAAGCUUGUAAUGUGAAGCCAUUGCUACCAAUGUUAGGGAGGAAACAGUCGUAUGGUAGAGACUACACCUACCUUCCUACCCACCCUAUUACUACUCCUUACUCUUGGUGCAUUUUUUGCUGAUGUCAUACUACUUCUCUAACUCACUCAUUCUUGUUCACUUGCUUUACGUUCCUUAUCGUAUCGUAAAGGAAAACUCUCAACAAUGCUAUUUAACGUAAUAAUUACAUGCAACUUUAUAAAAUCCUUGCUAUCAUAAGACGUUAUGAAACCGCCGCGUUGCACUUCGACAUUUAAUCAUCCAUCUAUCUAUCCUUCAAAAAAGUUAAAUUAUUGCCUGAAAUGUUUAUAAACCCCACGGCUCUAUAAAUAGUUCUGUAAUUAUUGUACCAUAAUACUAGAUUUAGUCUAGUUCCAGCCUUCGCUCUGUAUUCUCGAUCACGCGGACAGUUGGAUACUGGGACCAGACUACAUCAGCCAAUAGGAUUGUCGGCUUGUUUUGCCAACCAGUCAGCGUUUUGGAAAUUUUAUAUGUUAUAUCUUAAUAUCCCAAUUGUAAAGGUUAUUAAAUUAUUAGUCAUGAUUGAAAUAGAUUGGUAAUAUAUAAAGCAUUAGUGAUUGUUAAUGUAAUUAAUAUGACAAUUGUACAGAGAUGAUUAUAUUAUUUUAUUGCUAAGCGUGAUAUUUCGUAAUUAAAACCAUUUUCUAGAAA